This is a messenger RNA of Phragmites australis (common reed), 1680 nucleotides long. RefSeq names its product putative D-cysteine desulfhydrase 2, mitochondrial. Bases 94 to 1314 code for a protein of 406 amino acids. NCBI's taxonomy places the organism in Eukaryota, Viridiplantae, Streptophyta, Magnoliopsida, Poales, Poaceae. Gene Ontology annotation, molecular function: D-cysteine desulfhydrase activity. The transcript has 6 exons. The record is from RefSeq and is a predicted model, not a curated record.
GCUUCCUUUCUACUUUCUAGCAUCAGCGUAUCACCACCGUUCACCGGUUUACCACCCAUCUAGCCAGAGCCUUCUCCCGCCGCCGCCGCCCCCAUGCGGCCGACGCCGGCGCUCGCCGCUGGCGGACGCACGGUCGCGAACCUCCUCUCCGCCACGGAGUGGAUGCUUCCGUCUCCGGCCACUCAAGUCCACACCAUCUCCGUCGCCCCCUCCCACGCACCCACCCCUCGUCAAGAGUUCGCCUUCUCCAAUCUCACCACGUCGCUCAGGAAUGACGCCGGCAAGGGGAGCGGCGAACUGGGGAGACUUAGGUUCCAGGUGGUGCGCGACGACCUCCUCCACCCGCUCUCCAACGGCAACAAGGCCCGCAAGCUCGACGCCCUCCUGCCGCUCCUCCACCGCCGCGGCGCCACCGACGUCGUUACAUGCGGGGGUUGCCAGAGUGCCCACGCGGCAGCCGUUGCGAUUCAUUGUGCUGAAUGGGGAAUCAGGCCACAUAUACUGCUGAGAGGCGAGCAACUGGAUGUUCCGACAGGGUACAAUCUGAUCUCUUUGAUGUUUGGCAACGUGACAUAUGCCUCUCGGUCGGUAUAUGCACAGAGAGAUGAGAUGCUUUAUGAGCAUGCCAUGAAGGUUGCAGGUACUAGUGGUACAGUGAUGUGGGCUGAUGAUAUUAUUGGAGAGGAUUUGGUUGUAGAUGAGGAUAACGUUGAUGGAAACAGUUCAAGAAGAGUAGUGAUUGUUAAGGAAGGGGCAGGUAGCGUUCAAGCAUUGCUAGGUGUUAUGCGGCUGGUGGAGUACCUUUCUGGUUUGACAUUAUUCGGAAAGGAUGAGAAAGUCCAUAUCGUGGUAGAUGCUGGAACAGGCACAACAGCUGUGGGGUUAGCUCUUGGAGCGGUAUGUCUAGGACUCCAUUGGAGAGUUACUGCUGUCAUGCUUUCUGACACGCUUGAAAGAUAUAAAGAACGGGAGAAAUCCCUUGUAUCUGAUGUUAAAAGGCUUUGCCCUGAAGUUUACCAUUCAAUGGUGGAAUAUGGUACCCAUAACAGUCUAGUUCAAUGGGUGGAGCGCUUUUCACCUAGAAGAUUUGGCAAUGUGUUGGAUGGUGAAAUCGCGUUGUGCCGCCAGAUUGCUCAGCAAACUGGUAUCCUGCUGGACCCAAUGUACACCUUGGCUGCCUGGGAGCAAGCUGUAGAUCUAUGUCGUGGAGACAGUGAAGCCAAAGCGGUGAUGAUCCAUACAGGCGGUACCCUUGGCCUCUUUGGAUUGGCGCAGAGGUAUUCACUGCAGUUCACCACAAAUGGGCAAUCUUAAUCAGGCCAACCUUCAUAUGCAAGUGCGUUCUACAGAUAUGGAAGUUUGGGCGUAUGGAGUGUGAUCUUUGAACAAGCAAAAGUAGAACGAGUCUUCUUCCCCGUACUCGGUGCGCCACUUUGUAGAAGAGAAUAAGAAACUGAAUCUUGAUUUGAAAAUGACACCAUGAUCUCAGUGUCCUUGUGUUCCUGUAUAGGCACACUCCUACACAAGCGGAUAGGCUAGCUAUGUUUCUAUAUCAAAUACAUCUUGGAGUCCAUGAUAACGAUCCUGACAGCCUGAUUCCGAAGUGCUGGCUGGCUGAGUUUCCCCUUUUUCUGUUCAGCUACAUGAACGGUCCUAUUCCUGGGUGCACGAUACAGUAUA